This is a messenger RNA of Astrephomene gubernaculifera, 8476 nucleotides long. The record is from the annotation of a GenBank genome assembly. Lineage: Eukaryota; Viridiplantae; Chlorophyta; Chlorophyceae; Chlamydomonadales; Astrephomenaceae.
GGUAGAGCUGCCACGAGUAUAUAUGGCCUAGUUGGUAGCCAACGACUGUGCGAUAUGCCACGUACUUCAGGACUGUGUAGGCUUUAGGUAGACCUUUAUGGAUAGGAUUUCGGGCAUAUUUCAUCCGUCCAAAUACGUAUAAAAGCACAAGGCGUACCAAACCUAUUACCUUUGAACGUGGCGUGUACUCGGGCAUUGACAACGGGAGCCUUGGGAAGGAAUAAUGGGCCAGGGGCCCUCGUCGCCUCGUCGGCAGUACGAGGAGACGGGGCGGUUUCCUAACGAGCUGGGUGGCAACUUGCAGCCUGCUUCUACUGGUGACAGUAUGCGUCCAGCACCUAUGCCGACAGCUGCUUCUGUGGGUCCGGCCAACAUUGCAACGUCAACGCGGCCUCCUGCCCUUUCUUUCGAGGCCGUUCCAGCAGCUUCAACGGCAGCAGCGACACUUAGCACUUCGCACGCUCAGACAGCGGCACCACCUGUGGCAGCUGCCACACCAACAGCUCCAAUUGCUAUUCAGCAGGCCGGAGCUCCUCAGCAACAGCAGGCACAGCCGCAGCAGCAGGCACAGCCCCAACAGCCACAGCAGACCCAACAGCGCAGCACCUCGCACAAGUCGACGGCGCUUAUCCCUGGCUGGUCGCGUGCUUUGUCGUCGCAAGCGCUGCAGCUUGAGUGCCAGAAAGCUCACCAGCCACAGCGCACAGACAAUGCGGCAGACAUAUACGCGGUGCUGGAGCUGGAGGUUAUGAAGUAUGUUGCAUACUGCGGUGGGAUUACUGUCAAGUUCCGCGUAGAUGAUCUCCACUAUGGCCCCGUGGACAACAUUGUUUGGGGUUUGGCCUCGACGCGCGCUUGUCCAGCUCUGCAGACAACUGCACCGCAGUCCCCUACGCCCUCAUCCAGUGCUGCUGCGAGUACGGCAGCCCCCGUGGCGCAGGUUGACCCAGGGGCCGCCCUGCCGACAACUCCCGCCUCCCCCACAACAGCAGCCGGUGCGGGCCCUAGCACCCCCACAGGCGCCCCGCAGGGGGCAUCCGGUUGCACCUGGUCUCCUGCCCCGAGCACCGCGGCGGCAUCAGGUGCGGCGGCAUCAGGGGCAUCCCCAGUCAUUGCUCCCAGCAGCAAGGCCCCUACCGUGGCAGGUGUGCCCGUGGAUAGUAUCUCCCGCAAGCCGCUGUACAUGAUCAGCUCAACCAGCACUCAACGCGUGGUGCAGCUGGGUGACGUGUUAAGCCUUGACCUAGCGCCCCGAGAGGACAAGCAGCCUGUCAUCAUGGCAACGCUCAAGCUGAACGAUGCUGUGUUGUUGCAGUCUUCCCUGCCAUGCAGUAUCAUCUCCUCCCUGCAGAUGUACCCGUUCGUUACCGUUCUGCCUGGAAUGUCGAUAUCGCUCCACGAAGCCACCACGCCCAGCCCGCUGUACACCUGGUUUAGCCCAACACCCAACGGUGCACCGGAGGCGCAGCUUUGCGAGCUUGACACUUGCGUGAAGUACCAUACCUCUGCCACGACUCCCGUCAACCUGAACCAGCAGGGCUGCGGCACCAGUGUUGAUUUCCAGGGCUCGACCGUUUUCACAAGCGGGCGUCACCGCUGGACUGUGCAGCUGGAUAACUACGGACCGCACCCCACGCACAUCUACGUGGGUAUCUCAACCUCGUCCCUCGACACGCCCGUGGCGAGCGGUAGCAACAUCCUUUCUAGCUUUGCGGGUCCGUUGCGUGCCCUGAACGGGAGCGGCAGCGCCGGUGCAGGCCCUUCUUCAGCGGCUGCAGCUGGGGCCAUGCGCAUGCCUGGAGGCCCGCUGCCGGGCCCCAUUGCGUUGGCGGCCGGUGCAGCGCGCCCAUCCACCGCCGCCGCUGGCAGCAGCGCUGCCGGAGGCGCCGGGCCAUCUGGGUCACAGACCCCUCCUGGCAACGGUGUCGAUGCCACACCGUCCAUUCCGCGCCCGCAAGGCAAAUGGGGCGCGUGGAUGCGGCUUCCAGGUACCAACGCGGCAAAUAACGCCAAUCCCUCGCCGCUCAACGUACCACCGCCGCCAAAGGAUGGUCUUGCGCACAUGGCCGAAUCCAGCUCCGCUCACUGCUUUAUCACCGUGGAUCUGGACCUGAACGCCGGCUAUGUGCGUUUCUUCCGCAACGGCCACCUGAUCGUGUCGGCCUUCACCGGGGUGUCCGCGCCCGUGUCGCCGGCCAUUGCCUUCGUUCAGGCGCCAGGGCUGCACUGCCAGGCGGGCCUUGUGAACCUGACGAAGCUGCGGCAGCUGGACCUGCGUUGGAACAGCGAGAACUGUUCCGGGGACCUACGCCUGAACGGCCACAGCGUGUCCAAGGUGUCGGAGGUGUACGGCGACUACUCCACCGUGCUGGCCAGCCAGGGCUUCAUUUCGGGAGUGCACCUCUGGCUAAUCAAGGUCAACAACCUGUCGGAGCCGGACUCCAUCUUCAUUGGCGUCUGCCGCGGUUGCAUGCCCCUGGACCAGGACCCUCAGGACCUCCGCGACCGCACGUACUACCUGUCCAACGGCGUUAUCCGCGUGGGCGGCCGCCGCGUGGCGACCAACGCCGCAAACUUCCAGAAGGGUGACACCGUGGGCUGCGUGUUGGAUGCCGAUCAGGGUGAGAUAAUCUUCUUCCGCAACGGUGUGGAGCAAGGCCGUGCGCGCGGCAUCCGCGGUCGGUUGUACCCCUUCGUGUCGUGCGACAGCGAGGGCGAUCAAAUCACACUGCUGGGCAGCUACAGCCUGCUCCUCAACCGCAUCCCACGCCACCUCGCGGACAUGGAGUGGGACACGCAACACCGCGGUCCCGACAUUGAUCUCUCCUCCAACUGCCUAACCGCCACCAAGUCUACCUCCAACGGUCCAUCAACCGUCCGCGGCACGAUUCAGUACAGCGGAUCGGGCACCCACGAAUUCCAUGUGAUCCUGGACACGCUGGGUCCCGACGGCGUCUGGGUCGGCGUCGCGCCGCCGCACAUGGACCCGGUGCGCUGCGUGGGGGAUGCUGGUUGCGGUUGGGCCCUUCACUCCGAUGGCGACAAGCGCUUCGACGGGCGCGAGCAGGAGUUCACGCAGGCCUUUAAGAACGGCGACGUAAUGACGGUGUCGGUCAACUUGGCAGCCGGCGUCAUACGCUUUGCCCGCAACGGGUCGCCGCUAGGCGUGGCGUUUGAGGGGGUGCGCGGGCCGCUCGUGGCGGCGGUUACGAUGGGCAGCGAGGAGAGCAAGGUCACCAUCCAGAACCGGCCCACGGUGCUCAACACGGGCGAAUACACUGGGGAGCUCAGGUGGGACGAGGCACGUGCCGGCAAGGACCUGAACGUGAUCGACGGCCUCACGGUGACCAAGAUGUCCAACGAGGGCGGCGACUACGCCACGGUGCUGGGCACGCUGUGCCUGGCGUCUGGGCAGCACAGCUGGAACGUGUACAUCAACCACGUGGAGGAUUCCAACCUCUUUAUCGGCGUUACGGUGGGCGGCCACGACCUGAACGCAGACCCGCAGGAGAUGAAGCACCGCACGUACUACCUUUCCAACGGCACCAUCCGCGUCGCGGGCAAGCUCAUCACGCGCUGCGCCGAGCCGUACGCCGAGGGCGACCUGAUCAGCGUGCAGCUGGACAUGGACCAGCGCCACAUCUCCUUCCUCAAGAACAACAUGCUGCAGGGAGCAGGAGAUGGCCUGCCAGACGAGGUGUGGCCAUACGUGUCGCUGGACAACAUCAUGGACUCCAUCACGCUGCACUCCAGCUCCAUGUUCGUGGACCUGGCGCACAGCCUGCGCUGGAACCCGCAGAAGGCCUCCAAGCACGCGCUGCUGUCGGCGGAUGGGCAGUCCUGCACCCUGCGGCCUGCCAUUAACCCAGCCACCGGCGCGGUGGAGGAGACCAGCGGCCAGGCGACCGUCAUGGGCUUGCGCGAGUACUGCAAGACAGAGGUCCACAGCUGGAUUGUCCGGCUGGAGCAGCAGCUGCCCUGCCAGCAGCCCGCCAACUUCCUGGUGGGUGUGGCGCCGCCGACCAUGGAGCUCAACCGCUCGCUGGGGGAGGAGCACUGCGGCAUCGGGCUGGACUACUUUGGCUACUUUUACGUCAACGGGCGAUACUUCCAUGUCACCAACCUGUCCAACUGGUCGAUUGUGGCCAAGCCGGUCAGGGGCUCAACGGCCAAGCACAAAGGCAAGGCCGCUCCUAUCUUCACGUUCGUGGAUGGCAAGUGCGAGGUGACCCUCACCUUGGACUUGAAGGAGGGCACUUUGAAGUUCUCCCACGGCGGGCGAGCCAUCGGUACCAUCGCGGGAGUCAAGGGUCCCCUCCACGCCGCCGUUACAAUCACCAGCUCCAGACAAUCGGCGUCGCUUGCGCCCGGGCCGAUCGGCAAGUCGGAACACACCAACGAGGAGCUGGUCAACAUCCUGAAGGCCAAGGGCUGCAUCAUUCCCCCGCGCCUGGAGGCGGCGAUGCUCGUCAUCCCGCGCGACCUGUUUGUGCCCAAGGACCGCCAUCGCGAGGCGUUCAGGGACCAGAAGGUCACCGUGCGCAUGUCCGACGGGUCCACCAUGACCCUGCCGCCUCCCAGCUUCGUGGCCAUGGCGCUGGAGAAGCUGGGACUGAGCACGGGGAGCGGGGCCACGUAUUUCCUGGACGUGGGCUGCGGGACUGGCUACGUGACAGCACUGGUUUCGUGCAUACUGGGAGAGAAAGGCGUCAUACACGGCAUUGAGUGCGUGUCUUCCCGCUUGGAGGCGGCCCGCAGCAACAUGAAGCAGCUGCGCGACCGAUUGGCCGUGCUGGACCGCACGCCCGGCUCCAGCAUCGCCGUCACCACGCUGGGCUGCAGCCCCGCCAAGUGCGUCUCCGCCAUCGAGCUCAGCCUCAGCAACGUGCUCAUCCCCGAGUGCACCGACGGCACCACCUACGACGCCAUCUACUGCGACGCCAGCCUGAGUGAGGAGGACCUGCCCACCUUCCUGUCGCUGCUGAAGCCCGGCGGCCGCAUGGUGGCGGUGAUCGAGGAGGAGUCGCUGCUGGUCACGCGCUCCGCCAACCCGCAUGACUUUGACCGCGAGGUCAUCUCACAGGUCAUCGGGGACUUUGGUGAGCUGGAGGACCCAACGCCAUGGGAGGUACAGGAGGCCAUCGCGCGCAUCAAGGAUCGCGAGCGGCGGCGCGGCGUUGAGGCGGCGCGCGCCGAGAUGGCGGCAAUCCGCUCUUUUGAGACGGCGGAGAUGCAGCAGCGCGUUAGCGCGGCCAUGCAACGCAUCGGCGAGCUGGAGGGUGUCGUCGCACGCAGCAACAUGAUGGCACAGCAAGCAGCGGCCACAGCCGCACCGCCCAACGGUGCUCUGCCCCUGGAGUGCUUACCCUCGGUCGUGGCGCCGCCACCGCUGUCAGCCACCAGCUCCGCUCUUCGCUCUCCUGUGAUGGCCAGCUCGCCAGUGCGGCCGCAUCCCUUGCAACACCCGCCAAGGUCGCCCAUGGGCGCCGCAGCGAUGCGCCUGUCCGGCGUGGACGACGUCCGGAUGGUAAUCAAGGACAAGAGCCGGCGUGCGGCAGCAGGAAUCAACGCAGCUGCGGGCAACAAGCCCUCGCCGCGCGGGCGGCACCACGCCGGCAGUGCCGGCGCUUCGUCGGAUAGCAACUGGGAUGAGCGGGAGCGGGGUCCGUGGGUGGCACAUGGCGGCUCGGGCUCCAUGCGGUCCUCGCGCAGCAAGUCGUCGAGCAACAACACCGCUGGGGGGGCUGCCACGCACGCCCACCCGCACCUGCAUUCGGGAGCGGAUGAUGAGCACGACCAGGCCACGGACGACUAUGACGAGGAGCUGGACUUGGCCGGCGUGGUGCUGGACGCUUCCGGCGACGUGCACGUGUCCAUGCCGCAGACCACCUUUGACGACCUGCUGGACAGCGUCUCCACGGUCCAGUCCUUCACGGUGGAGCAGGUGGAGGCCAUGAUGGUGAGCGGCAGCCCGCCCGUCACGGUGGAGGGGCGCGAGGUGUUCAUGGGCAGCUUCAAGGGCGUCAAGGUUCGCAUCUGGAAGGUCCCCGUCAGCCACUCCGUCUCCUACCUGGAGCUGCGCCGCGCCUACAGCCGCUACUGCAUCUCCCACCCCAACAUCACCGCCGUGCUGGGUGUGUGCAUCCAGCAGGCCAGCAUCCCAAUCGCCUGGGCUGAGGAUGACGCCAACUCGCCGUCCACGUCGGUACCCGCGUCUACCUCCACCUCUCGCGCCGCUACGCCGCAGCGACCCACGCAUGCAGGUGUAAGCGGCUUGCGCAGCCCCUCACCGAUGAAGGCGCCGGCACCGCAGCCCGAGGACGCUGCCGGCAGCACCGGCUUUGCCCUGGGUGUACAAGCGGAACGUCUUCAGCAGUAUCAGGUGUUGUGGGUGGUAGAAGAGGCGUUUGGGGAGGAAUCCCUACAUACGCGGCUUGAGCGCGGCCUCCUUAGCUGGCAGCAGGUGGUGCGCCUCAGUUCGGACAUCUGCAAAGCGUUGGCAUUCUUGCAAGACCUGCGGCCCACAGGUUCCGCUACCGUCACUGACGUGGCCGGAGCCGGCGGCCUGCGCAGCUCUGAAGACUCUACAGGUGCCGGCCCAUCAUCACAAUCCUCCGACGCAGCUCAGCAGCCGCAACAACAACAACAACAGCAACCCAGCGCGUUGCUGCUGUCGCCACACGCGUUGCGGUCGCUGGUCUCGCCCGCGAAUGUGCAGGUGGACGCGCAACAAUGCAAGCUCAGCAUGCUACCUGUGUUGCUGAACCAGCUAGAAGCUGCGCUAGGCCCCUUGGGUGACGGCGGCGGCAGCCUGCUUACCGUCCAGGGCGUGGCAGGCGGCAUGGCGGUAGCAUCGAACUCUGCGGGGACAUCUGGGCCGGGGGGCAACCCUGCCACGCCGCUUCAUUGCGACAUGGCCUACAUCGACCCCGCCAUCCUCUUCGUCGCACCCGAUGCCUCCGCUCCCACUAGCUUCUACGCCUUUGCAGUGGUGCUGCUGCAGCUUCUGACGGAGCAGGGCCCGCUAGGGCUGCUGUCACUGGUGCGCGAAGCAAUCAGCGGAGGCAAGCUACGCAACCUGGUCCAGCGACUGCCCACCGAGCCCGAGAGCGCUAUGAUCGGCUGGGCCGAAUCCUUUGCCAGGUUGGCCCUGCGCUGCGCGGUACCCGGCUGCAUCACCUCCCUGGAAUCCGAGGUACUGCCAGCGCUUGAGGAGCUGGGAACACGGCUGGUGACGCUGGGCUCUGCUGCUUCGCUCAGUUGGGAGCAGGUGGAGGAGAUGCUCAUGCUGCCGCUGCAGCCGCGGCCCAUGGCGGGUCCCGGCGGAGGUGCUGCAGGAGGCGGUGCUGCCGCGGGUGGGCUGGAUACGGUGCAUCGGCGCUGGGUGAAGCAAGACUUCCGCUGGCGACGCAAGCAGUUCCUGCAGGAGGUGGGGAAGCUGGCGGCGGAGGGGCCGGUACACAAGUUGGAAAUCCGGCGCAACCGCUGCUUUAAGGACUCGGUUGUCAUCUUUGCCGGCAAGGGCCAUGCCGUGUGGCGGCAGCCGCUGAAGGUGACGUUCAUCGGAGAGGCCGGCAUGGACAGCGGCGGCGUGACGCGGGAGUGGUUCUCCACGCUCUCCUCCGCCAUCUCCCGCGGCUCACCCGAGCUCUUCUACACCGCCGGGCCGCAGCGCAACCAGCUCUACGUCACGCCUACCUCCUCCUCGCCCGCGCACCUUAAGAAGUUUGCGUUUGUGGGGCUGUUCAUGGCCAAGGCGAUUCUGGAGAGUGCGGCGCGCGGCAAGGAGCUGGGUCCCAUCACGUUGAACCUGCCGCUGUGCGAGCCCUUUUGGAAGCUGCUGCUUGGCAGUCCGCUGAGCCUGGUGGACCUGCAGCAGCUGGACCCCACGGAGUUCCGCUCGCUCAUGUCCAUCCUGUCCAUGGACAUUGACGGGCUGAUCUUUGAGAACUUUGUGUGGUCGUUCCAGCACCCCAACGCGGGCAGCAGCGGGGCAGCGGCGGGAGGGAACUCCACGGCGGGCGCUCCCUUCAACUCCGGUCUCUUCGGCAACAACAGCGCCGCCGCAGCCGCAUCCACCAGCGCCGCCGCCACCACCAGCGCCACGGAGGAGGUCUCCACGCCAACUGCCGCCACCACCGCCGCUGCGGCAGCAGCCUCGCCGUUUGCCUGCUGCGACAACGACGACGUGUGCGCCAACGCCAUUCCGCUCAAGCCCGGCGGCAAGCACAUCAAGGUCACCAACUCCACGAAGCGUGAAUACGUGCUGCUAAAGGCGCACAAGAUGCUGGUGGGUACGGUGGAGGCGCAGAUGAGCGCGCUCAUCGACGCCUUCCACUCCAUCAUCCCGCGCGACCUGCUGGACAAGUACGGCUUCAGCAGCCAGGAGAUGCAGCUGCUGGUGUGCGGCGAGCAGCGGAUAGACAUCCAGGACCUCAAGCGGCACUGCAAGUACGAGGACGGCUACACGGGCAAG